CAAAGCCUGCCCCCUUUUUCACGAGGAUUUCUCCACCGCCAUCGUUACUUUACGUGUAAUCACGAUUACUAAAUUGGAUUACGAUACUUUUGUUACAUUUCCACGCGGCAGUGGUGCUAGAAACAGGGUCCGAAAUGGAUGUGGAUCAUCAAGAAACCAGCAUGGAAACCAAAUCGGCCAUUAAUACUUGGCGUUAUCGCCACCAUUUCACGUACAAGGCAGAUCAGGGGAAAAAUAUCAUCGUGCAAUGUAAUCUUUGUUUGCCGAGGGUUAAUCUGCUGUCCACGUCGAAAACCUCCACAUCAAACCUAAAGAAGCAUUUAGACAGAACACACUUGGGCUGUGAAGCCAGGCCUGAUGCCAAGAGAGGGAGGAAAAAAGAGGAGUACAACGGCGAGGAGAGCAGACACUGUCAGCUGAAGAAGCUUAAAGCAGAAAUCAUCUCCAAAUGCCUGACCCAAUCAAAGAUCGACGACCUCAUCUUCAGCUUCAUUGUGGAGGACUGUCUGUCGUUCUAUGUGCUGGAGCAGCCCGGCUUCCAGAAGCUGAUCGCAGGUUUGACUGAAGGGCUGAAAGCCAUGGACAGGGUGACCCUGUUCACAAAGGUGGACCAAAGUUUCUCCAGGAUGCGGGAAGAGCUCAUGGCCAAACUCAGCGGCAUCCAGUACGUGUGCACCACGGCAGACAUCUGGACGGCCAACAACAGAAGCUUCUUCGGGAUGACCUGUCACUGGAUAGACACGGAGACGCUGGAGAGGAAGUCUGCAGCUCUGGGGUUUGCACGGCUGCAGGGAAGGAUCACGUAUGACUCCAUCGCUGGGCGGAUACAUGACAUCCAUGUGGCGUAUAAUAUUGAGAGUAAAGUCCAGACCACCGUCACUGACAAUGGCAGCCCGUUUAUCAGCGUGUUUAGAGAGUUUGCAUUAGACAGCAAGGAAAGCGACGAUGACAUCGGGUUCUACGAGAACGUGAGCUCUGUUCUCGAGGGGGAGCCGGAGCAGGACAUGCUCCUGUUUCUGCCCUCCGUGCAGCGCUGCCCAUCACACACCUUGGAGCAGAUUGUCACUGAGGACUUUUGGCAGGCCGUGUCACAGGGGCCCAUGUGCCAGCUGCAUUACAGCACAAUGGCAAAAGUGUUUUCCAUUUGGAGCAAAUGCCACUUUCUCCAGGUAGGCAUGGAUGCUGCAGAAGAGAUAGGAAAAAUGACUCUCGUUGUCCCCGCGGUUAUACGCUGGAGUAUGGAGUACUGUGCUUUGCAGAAGAUCGUCCUGCUCAGUGAGCGCGAGCUGACGGAGCUCUGUGCCCGCCUGGAGGUUCCUCGCCUGCAGGCGGAGGAGAUGGCCUUCCUGAAGGAAUACGUUUCCGUGUUCCACCCGCUGGCGUUUGCACUCGAACUGUUCCAAGCGGAGCAGAAAUGCUACCUGGGUCUGGUCAUCCCGACCGUCCUCAGUUUGAAAAACAAGUUAAAUGAGCAGAAGGAUGCAGCAAACUACUUCAGCGAUGUCAUCAAAACCAUAGUGAUGGCUAUCGACCUGCGGUUCCAGGAGUUGUUCUCCAGCACGGAGGCAAAGAUCGCUACGGCGACCACACCUCAGUUCCGCCUGUGGUGGAUGCCGGCCUCCGAGAGGGAGGAGAUGUGCUCUCUGCUGGCCACAGAAGCAUCCCAGGUGGACCCCUGUAACGUGACGGAGGCAAACACCAGUCGUAAUCUGUCCACCAUCGUAUCCGAGGACGACUUCUUCAGCUACGGGUCUGCCAAGACGACCACUCAGAUCCAGGAGCGGGGGGUGAUGGAGGAGAUCACCAAGUACGUGGAGGGAACGGGGAAGAGCCUCGAGUGCCUGCAAGAUUUCCCCAGAGUGAAGCAGCUUUUCCUUAAGUACAACACCACGCUGCCAUCCACGGCCCCCGUCCAGCGUCUCUUCAGCCAGAAAAGCAACCUGGUCACGUCACAGAGAAACUUUCUGACCGAUGACUACUUUGAACGUAUUCAGCUUUUGAGAUACAACAGCAAUGUGUGCUCUUUGUCCACAGAGUGACUUUCUCUUUCCCUCUGCCUUUCCACAGAUUCAGACUCAAACCAUAAUGUGCUAAAAUCUUCACAGGACAACUGAGUGAUAUGUAAUGUCAUGCACUUUAACCCAGCAGUGUUUUCUAAUACUCCUCCCCUCAAUGCUCUAAUUGGCAUAACUCGCAUCCUCCGGUUAUAGAUGACCUGGUGAAAACCUUUAAUUGACAAUCGUGGACACUGGCAUUUAGAAUGAAUGGAUUGACUAAAGCAUAUUUUUCUCUGUGCUGUUAUUGUGACAUGAAGUAGCCACCAGGUUAAACUGAAGUGAUUUUCGUCUGUCAGUUAUGCUAUUUUUUUCUACAGCUGUUCAGUGAGAAUGCAUCUCCUGUCUGUAUGUUUUUUAUAUACAUAUAUAUGAAGACAAAAGGAAAAAAAAUCCCUUAUUGUGUGCGUCUCAGCUUUUUUCCAUGAAAACCGAUCAAAAGCCUCAAGUAAUUUGAUUAGCGUCAGUGUGGGGAUCACGGUGCCUUAUUUUCAUGCAGCUCUAGCUGCGUCGACAGAUACCGAUUGGCGCUUUGAAGGCGCCCGUGUUCGUGUCAGGACAAUGCAGAGCCAAAAUCCCACUGCUGCACAGUCCCAAGUGCAUUCCUCACCAUGUGUUCAGAUUUCCAGCUGAGGGCUUUUGUAUUGUCUGACAGCUGCCUGGAUAUGAACAGGAAGCUGUCAGAGAACAUAAUCACAGUGACGAGGCUCUGUCUGGACCAACGCUGUCAGACACACAGCGCCAGAACCAAGCCAAAAGAGAGCACGAUAAUCCCUGUAACAAACUGUCUUUUUUUUCAACAUCACUGAAUAUAUGGAUCUUGAAUUAUUCAAAUUUGAGUAUUGAUUUUUACUGACUCCACCUUUUGCAGAUUGUAGAGAGAUGAAGACACAGCAGUGAGCUGCGGGGAACCUCCA
This is a messenger RNA of Cololabis saira (Pacific saury), 2971 nucleotides long. RefSeq lists its product as uncharacterized. Gene Ontology annotation, molecular function: DNA binding. The transcript has 2 exons. Bases 135 to 2039 code for a protein of 634 amino acids. The record is from RefSeq and is a predicted model, not a curated record. NCBI's taxonomy places the organism in Eukaryota, Metazoa, Chordata, Actinopteri, Beloniformes, Belonidae.